This is a messenger RNA of Penaeus indicus, 474 nucleotides long. Its product is annotated as cuticle protein AM1199-like. The record is from RefSeq and is a predicted model, not a curated record. Gene Ontology annotation, cellular component: chitin-based extracellular matrix. The coding region runs from base 1 to 474 and encodes 157 amino acids. NCBI's taxonomy places the organism in Eukaryota, Metazoa, Arthropoda, Malacostraca, Decapoda, Penaeidae. The transcript has 3 exons. Gene Ontology annotation, molecular function: structural constituent of chitin-based larval cuticle.
AUGAAAAGACUGGUUCUGUCCUUACUGGUGGCUGUGGCUGUGGCCGAGAGACCGUCCCUCUCCUACGACGCCACUGCAUCCCGCCCAUCCUCACCCGUACAGCAGAUCCCCAUCAUCCGCGACGAGCGAGUCCAUCCUGCCGCUGACGGAACUUACAGCUUUGACGUUGAGACUGGGGAUGGCAUCGCCAGGCACGAAUCUAGCGGUCCAGGUGGUGUUCAACAGGGAACCGUAAGCUUCACCUUCCCAGAUGGCCAAGUCUUCAAUCUCCAGUUCGUCGCUGAUGUUAACGGUUGCCAACCUCAGUCGCCCUUCCUGCCCGUCGUCCCUGCAUUCCCCCACCCAGUCCCCGCCCACGCCCUCGAGCAGAUCGAACGUGGUCGACUCGAACUUGAAGCUCGCGCCCGUGAAGAGCAACGUCAGUCCUCAAGCCAGGGACAAACCGCACCUGCUCGCCACUACGGCCAACCUUAG